Molecule: messenger RNA, 1642 nt
Organism: Drosophila busckii
Lineage: Eukaryota; Metazoa; Arthropoda; Insecta; Diptera; Drosophilidae
Product: synaptic vesicle 2-related protein
Exons: 4
Coding region: 6-1604 (532 amino acids)
Biological process (GO): transmembrane transport
Molecular function (GO): transmembrane transporter activity
Source: RefSeq, a predicted model, not a curated record
GUGCUAUGGAUAACAACGGUUAUGUUAUUGAUUGCGCUGAAAUGAACGGUGGUGGUGGUGGUGGGGGGAAGCCCACGCAGCGCGAGUACAGCUUCGAGGAGGCCAUCAGCAUGACGGGCGUGGGUCGGUUUCACUACAAGCUGCUGCUGAUCUGCGGGCUGUGCUUCAUGGCCGUCAUGGUGGAGAUUAUGGGCGUGAGUCUGAUAAUGCCGCUGGUCAAGUGCGAGCUGCAGGCAACGCUGGAGCAGCAGGGCAUACUCGCCUCGUCGGCGUUUCUGGGCGUGGUCUUGAGCUCGCAUGCCAUGGGCUUCCUGGCGGACACCAUGGGUCGAGUGGUGCUGCUCCGCUAUGCGCUGGCCCUCAGUCUGUUGUCGUCCAUUGUGUCGGCGUUUGCGGUGAACAUUUGGAUGCUGAUUGUGUUUCGCUUCCUCACCGGCUUCUUCAUCUCGGGCGGCCAGGCGUGCGUGUUCAGCUUGUGCGGCGAGUUCCAUGGCCAGCAGUCCCGCGUGCGCCAUGUCACGUUGCUCUCCUGCUUCAUGUGCCUGGCCAUGAUCUUUGCGCCAGCCGUUGCCAUUGGCAUUUUGCCGCUGCAAUUUGAGGGCACACUGCUCGGCCUGGAGCUGUACUCGUGGCGCAUUUUUCUGCUCACAGACUUGACCAUUAUACUGCUGGCGCUGCUGGGGCUCUGCACGCUGCCCGAGACGCCCAAGUAUCAGCUGGUGCAGGGUCAGCCCGAGCUGGCGCUGGAGACAAUGCGACGCAUCUAUGCUGAGAACUCGGGACUGCCGGCGUCGGCGUAUCCGGUGCAGCGCCUGGCCUUGCAGUCAGGUGGCGCCAGUUUGUCCAGUGUGCAUGGCUUUGUGGAUGCAGUGCGUCUCAUCUGGCAGCAAACGGUGCCGCUCUUCAAGCGCUGCCGUCUCGCCCACACGCUCAACAUUUGCUUCAUACAAUUCGCCAUCUAUGGCAUUGCCCAGGGCAUCUUCAUGUGGUUCCCCACCAUCCUCAAUGCCCUGAGCACUCCCCAAGCUCAGCACCAACUGCUCUGCACUGUGCUCGAGGGCAUGUCGCCCAACAAGACGGAGGCAGCCGCCGAUCAGCUAUGCACCGCCCAAGUGGACACCAGCACCUACCAGGUGAUGAUCAUCAUUGGCGCCUUCUUCACCCUGCUCUAUCUGGUCUUUGCCUACACCAUUGACUAUCUCGGCAAGCGCAAUUUGCUCAUGGCCUGGAUGGUAUUGACGAUGAUCUGUUUGGUGGCCUUGCAUUGGAUGCAUCAGUUCGCUCUGCUGGUGAUUGGCAUCACCAUCGUCAUGGCCAUUGGCAAUUGUGGCGGCCUGGUUAGCACCAUUGCCAUGGAGUUCUAUCCGACGCAGUUCAAUGCCAUGGGCCUGUGCUUCAUUAUGAUGGUGGGUCGACUGGGCGCCGUUGUGGGCAGCAACAUACUCGGCCCGCUGCUGCUUAACAGUUGCGAUGUGACCUUUUGGGCGUUGCUGGGCGUGGUCGUGGCGCUCUGCUGUAUGUCAUACUUUCUGCCCGACCAGUGGACCUGGCGCUCUCGCUCCAAGGCUAACGAAAAGCCGCAGCUAACAUUAAGCGGCAAAUAACAGUUGCAUGCACUGCAAAAAAAAAUUAGUAAUAAUAU